This is a messenger RNA of Alternaria postmessia, 1551 nucleotides long. RefSeq lists its product as uncharacterized. NCBI's taxonomy places the organism in Eukaryota, Fungi, Ascomycota, Dothideomycetes, Pleosporales, Pleosporaceae. The record is from RefSeq and is a predicted model, not a curated record. Gene Ontology annotation, molecular function: aminopeptidase activity; metalloexopeptidase activity. The transcript has a single exon. Bases 1 to 1551 code for a protein of 516 amino acids. Gene Ontology annotation, biological process: proteolysis.
AUGAGGUUCGUCCCCUUCGUUGCGCUUGCUGCGCCUGUCCUCGCACAGUACGAUGCGAAGCCAAAGCCUACCGCAAAGCCCGGAAAGCCGCAUCCAUCUGGUCCUCCUAGGAAGCUCGUCUCCCCCAAAGAGCUGAUCAAGGAGAUCAAGCUCGAGGACUUACUUGAGGGUUCUCAGCAACUUCAAACUUUUGCCGAUGAGGCUGGUGGCAACCGUGCCUUUGGUAGCACUGGACAUAACGCUACGACCGAGUGGCUCUACCAAACGCUCAAGGCUACCGGGUACUACGAUGUGUAUAAGCAGCCUUUCGUCGAGCUCUUCACUGCCGCUACGACCAAGUUCACGGUUGCUGGCGAAGAGAUCCCCGUGUCUUACAUGACUUUCGGUCCCUCUGGUGAUGUCACCGCAAACCUUGUCAAGGUUAACAACCUCGGAUGCGCUGUUGAUGACUUCCCUGCGGAAGUUUCUGGCCAGAUCGCACUCAUCUCGCGAGGCACUUGUCCUUUCGCUGAUAAGGCUGCUAACGCCUUGACCGCCGGUGCAGUCGGUGCAGCGAUCUACAACAACGAACCCAACACACCUCUGUCUGGUACUCUCGGUGGCGAAGGCGACUACGCCCCCGUCGUCGGUAUGACCAAGGAAGCCGGCGACAGCCUUUUAGCCAAGCUCGGCAAUGGCACAGUUGAAGCUACUCUUUUCAUCGAUGCCAUCCGCGAGAACCGCACCAACUACAACGUCAUUGCCGAGACGAAGCAGGGCGACCACGACAACGUACUCAUGCUUGGUGGCCACACCGACUCUGUCUUUGCCGGUCCUGGUAUCAAUGACGAUGGAUCUGGUACCAUCGGUACCCUCAUGACUGGUCUUGCUCUGACCAAAUUCAAGAUCAAGAACGCUGUUCGUCUCGGCUUUUGGGGCGCAGAGGAGUUUGGAAAGCUUGGUUCCUUCUACUACAUGAAGACAAUCAACGGCACUUUCGGCGGUAACGCAACUGAGGUCAACAAGCUUCGUGCCUACCUCAACUUCGACAUGAUUGCUUCGCCCAACUACGUUCUCGGUAUCUACGAUGGCGAUGGUAGCGCGUUCAACUUCUCCGGUGCCCCUGGAUCCGACAAGAUUGAGAAGGACUUCGAGGAGUUCUACGAGGAGCGCGGUCUUCCCCACGUCCCCGCUCUCUUCUCUCUUCGCUCCGACUACGCUGCUUUCCUCGAGAACGGUAUUCCUUCCGGAGGUCUGUUCACAGGUGCCGAAGUGUUGAAGACAGAGGAGGAGGCACAGCUCUUCGGUGGUGAAGCUGGCCAACCACUCGACGCAUGCUACCACCAAGCUUGCGACACUAUUGACAACCUUGCUGAGGAUGCUUUCUUGCUCAACACUCAGAGCAUCGCGAACUCGGUUGCCAAGUACGCGCUCAGCUUCGAGGGUAUUCCAAGGGCUAACAUGACGCUUCGCAAGCGUGGCGCCGAAAGGAGCAGGCUCAUGUCGAGGUUUGAUGAUGGUGGCCAUGCGCACCACGGCCAGACUUGCGGUGCUGGAAAGCAUACUAUCUAG